This is a messenger RNA of Polypterus senegalus (gray bichir), 1000 nucleotides long. RefSeq names its product pentraxin fusion protein-like. Bases 85 to 756 code for a protein of 223 amino acids. Lineage: Eukaryota; Metazoa; Chordata; Cladistia; Polypteriformes; Polypteridae. The transcript has 3 exons. The record is from RefSeq and is a predicted model, not a curated record.
AUUGGAGGAGUUUUGUUAAUCUGUACACAUCUCCAUUUUUCUUUAAGGGAAGAUCUCAGUCUAUUCCAGCAGAAGGGAAACAAAAUGAAGCCGACUCAAUUUGCUUUAUUCCUUCUCAUUUCCUGCAUCAGUGUGUGCUGUGAAAAAGGUCUUGAAAAGAAGUCUCUGAUUUUCCCUGAGGAAACUAACAGCAGUUAUGUGAUCCUUCAUCCUGUUAAGCCCAUGAACCUCACAGCCUUCACACUUUGCAUGCGCCUCGCUUCAGAGUUACCCAACAAACGAGACACUAUCCUGUUUUCCUAUUAUAUGGCAGGAGAUGCACUAAAUCUGUGGAGUGAACCUGGAGUUUUUACUUUGUACUUGCUUAACUCAACUCCUGCAAGUUUCAGGUUUCCUCAGCUCAGCACAUUCUGGACAAAUCUGUGUGUAACAUGGAAGUCAUCAUCUGGAUUGACUACCUUUUGGGUGAAUGGCAGGAGGAGUGUCAGGAAAGUUUAUAGACAGGGACACCACAUUCAAAAAGGGGGAAGUGUAAUUCUCGGUCAAGAUCAGGAUAGAUGGGGGAGUUCAUUUGACAGCACUCAAAGCUUUACUGGAGAAAUAACCAACGUUCAUCUGUGGGACUAUGCGCUAUCGUCUGAUGAAAUACUCAGUGCUAGUGAAGGAUAUACUGAGCCCGAAGGAAACGUAAUUGAUUGGAAUUCUGUGGAGUAUGAAGCUAAAGGAAAUGUAUUAAUAGAACCUGUUAAUGACUAGGACUCUAGCAUGUAAUGUUGUUUUUUCUUAAAUGCGGCCAAUGAAUUUUAGUCAUUUUUAUUAUAAUGUUCCUAAAUAAAGAAGUGGCAAGACUUGAAGUUGUGCCAGAGUUUCAAAAUGUGGGACUGUGUGUUUUCAUCUGAAAAAAAUAUAUGCCGGCAAUAAACAACAUGCUUAACCCAAAGGGAAUGUGACUCAUUGGCUCUCUGGAAAUGUUUUAAUAAAAGCAGUUAAUGACAAGGCA